This is a messenger RNA of Rangifer tarandus platyrhynchus (Svalbard reindeer), 1392 nucleotides long. NCBI's taxonomy places the organism in Eukaryota, Metazoa, Chordata, Mammalia, Artiodactyla, Cervidae. The record is from the annotation of a GenBank genome assembly.
AUGGCGCGCGGGAGGGGCGGGGCCACGCUGCGGGCCCGGGCCAUGGCCGCCGCCGAUGCCGAGGCAGUUCCGGCGAAGGGGGAGACCAAGCAGGACUGUGGCCUGGGAGCCGAGCUGCCGAGUGAAGGGUCACCCAUGGCUGCUGAUGACGGCUCAGCGGAACAGCAGGGAGGGGAGGCCCCGGUGGCUGCAGAUGGGGAGACCAACGGGUCCUGUGACCAGAGCGAUGCGAGCGGCCACGCGGCUGCUGUGAAGCACCCUCAGGAGAGCACGCGAGGCAGCCCGCAGGAGGGGGCUGGCCCGGGGGCCCGGAUAGCGGAGAAUGGGAUUCUGGACAGAGACCCCGAGGCGGGGAAGCAGAACCACAUCCGCUCUGAUGGCUUCCCCCAGAGUCCUGUCGUCGGGAGCAACGGUUACUUCCUUGGCAAGGCCCCAUUGUCUGAGCCGCCACUGCGGGUGGCCAGCACCCUGGCUUCCUCCCUGCCUGGCCACGCGGCGAAGACCCUCCCUGGCGGGGCUGGCAAAGGGAGGACUCCCGGUGCUUUUCCCCAGCCACCGGCUGCUGUGCCAGCCAAGCCUGGGGAGGGCGGCAAGGACACAGAGGACAAGAAGGCCCCGGCCCCGGGCGCCGACGUCAAGGUCCACAGGGCUCGGAAGACCAUGCCGAAGUCCAUCCCGGGCCUGCACGCGGCAAGUAAGGACCCCAGGGAAGGCCGGGACACCCGCGACCAUGAGGAGCCGAAAGAGGAGCUGAGCAGGGGCGCCUCGGAGUUUGCACGCCAGCAGCUUUCACCCCCCUUCCCGUCCCUUCACCAGUCGCUACCUCAGAACCAAUGCUACGUGGCCACCGCGAAGGCCCAGACAGCUUGCUUGCCUUUUGUUUUAGCAGCUGCAGUAUCUCGGAAGAAAAAGCGAAGAAUGGGAACCUAUAGCCUGGUUCCUAAGAAAAAGACCAAAGUGUUAAAGCAGAGGACGGUGAUUGAGAUGUUUAAGAGCAUAACUCAUUCCACGGGGGGCUCCAAGGGUGAGAAGGAUCUGAGUGACGGCUCCCUCCAUGUGAAUGGCGAGAGCCUGGACCUGGACUCGGAGGAGGACGACUCGGAGGAGCUGGACGAGGAUGAGGACCAGGGCGGCCCGCCAGCUGCUGCGUUCCCCGCUGAGGAUGGCAGGGCCUCCAAGGAUGGCAUGCUGGCACCUGACCGUAGCCAGAAGGUGGGUGGCACAGAGAGAGAGAGAGAGAAAGUGAGAGGUGUGAGAGAGAGAGAGAGAGAAAGGAGAGAGAGAGAGAGAAGUGAGAGGUGUGAGAGAGAGAGAGAGAGAGAGAAAGUGAGAGGUGUGAGAGAGAGAGAGAGAGAUAAAGUGAGAGGUGUGAGAGAGAGAGAGAGAGAGAAA